CAAUACCAAAAUACAAGAACGUUGUCAUCCAGAUUUCUUGGCAAAAAGGGUUAGGGUUUAGGUAGUGCUCUCAAUUACUCAUUUAUAACGUGGCGGGAAGCUUAUAAUAGAGUUUAUCCACCAAUUCAAUCAAAUUCUGCGUGAAUUCAUCUUCCCAAAUUUUCGAAGGGCACAAUUCAAUUUACGUCUUUUCAUUCAGCAGAGGGUUCAGCUCUCUCGAAUUCCAUCUGUUUGUUGAUUGAAGCUGGAAGGAAUGAAGCUAUCUGGUGCAAUCAAAGUUGAUUGAUUUUAUGAGAAUGGCGUUGAACUGAAUCUGAAAAUGUAGCUGAUAUGCUGCAGUAUGAUAAGUCAUCAGUUUAAUUUUUGGGGUUUAUGCAAAAUUUCUGAACUUUCUGUAGAAUGUUCUUUUGCACCAUUUAUCUUUUACCCAAGAGAAAAAGAUGGUUUUUUUCGCUAUCCCACUUUAUGAGUACUUCUUGCUGUGCUGCUCAAGAUACUGGUUUCUCCUCAGAUGACAAUGUGCUGCUGGAAUCGUGCGAAUAUGGAGAGUUGCAGCGAAGAAUGCAGCGGCAUGCUGCCUCGGGGUGCAUUACCAAAGCCCUUGAGACCCUGAACCUUAUGAGGGAUAACGUUCUGGGUAAACCCACCACUUAUGACUAUAAUGCUAUGAUCAGGUAUUUCUUAAAGUCGGGUAGUGUGGCGUUUGAUGAGUUGUUUGAGGUGUAUAGUGGAAUGAAAAGAUUUGGGCCAAGCCCGAAUCUGUUAACUUAUCAAACACUCUUGAAUGGGUUCAUUUCUGUUGGAAGAUCGAAAGAUGCAAUGUAUAUCACAGGUGAGAUGAUGGCGUCUGGGUUUUCCCCUUCAUUUACAGUUCUGUCGAAGUUGUUCAAGAAGCUACUGAAAACAGAAAGUGUAGUUGAUGCUGUUUUGUUGCUUGAGAUUAUGUUGAGUGUCAACUCUAUUCCAAGUCAGUAUGAUAUAAGUGUCUUGAUCCAAGGUCUUUGCCAUGUAGGGAUGGUUCAGGUGGCAAUUUCAUUGUUUGUGAAGAUUUCGGGAAAGGGCUACUUUUGUGGGGGGAUUAUUUAUAAUCCCAUACUCUGGGCUUUAUGUAAAUCCAGUCAAACUUGUGUCGCAUUAGAAUUUUUUGGUUUCUUAGAAAAGAAGGGAUUCAUGCGAUCUGUUUACUCUUAUACUGCAUUGGUUUAUGGUUUUAGUAAGGAUAGGCUGUGGCGUGAAGCUUUUUUCUGUUUAGAGGAAAUGGAAAAUGUUGGUUGUAAGCCUAGUCUGGUCACUUAUACAGUACUUAUUAAGUUUCUCUGUGAUGACGGGAAAGUUGAUGUGGCACUGAACCUUUUGGAAAAGAUGGAAGAGAGAGGAUAUAACCCUGACUUAGUUGUAUACAACAUAGUUCUCCGUGAAUUUUGCAAUCAAGGUAGAGUAGAUGACGUAUAUGGUCUUAUUCAACUUAUUGAUCAAAAGGGCUUGUCACCUGACAUGUAUACUCAUGCCGCAUUAGCUGGAGGCAUGUUGAAAAGGGGCAAUGUGGAGUUCGUCAAUAAGUUGUUGCUCAAUAUUAUACUAAGGCACUGCUCUGUAGAUACUGCCGUUUACAACAUAUAUCUGCAUUCCAUGUGUUGUGAUAGUAAUUCUGGAGAAGCUUUGUCCUUGAUGCAGAGUCUGAUUGAAAAUGGUUUUAGACCUACUAAUAGAUCAUACAACAUAAUUCUUAAGGGAUUGUGCAAAGAGAGAAAUUUUUGUGAAGCUUUCAAGUUAUUUGAUUGUAUCUUAUGGCCUAGCAAUGGCCCUGAUUUGAUUUCUUUGAAUACAGUUUUGUCUGCUGCAUGUAAACUAGGAAAUUCAGCCAUUGUUCAGAGAAUUUUGUGGCAGAUGGAACAUGAAGGAAUAAAACUCGACAUUGUGAGCUUAACAUCUCUGAUUCAGUAUUAUUGUACAGUUGGCAAAAUAGCAGACUGCUUAAAGCUCGUGGAGUCCAUGGUGAUCAAUGGUCCCAGGCCUAAUACAGUCACGGUUAACACCCUUCUUAUUGGACUCUGCAAGAAUCAUCUACUUGGAUUAGCAGAAACAUUUUUCAACUAUUUUAAACAGAUUGGAGUUCCGGCCGAUACGACUACAUACAAUAUUCUAAUCCGAGCUUUCAUACACGAAGGAAAUGAUUUGAUGGUAGAUGAGCUCUCAAGGGAAAUGUCUAGCUGUAAAUUGAGGCCGGAUCUUGGCACCUACAGUUGCUUCGUGCAUGCUUUAUGUAGAAGAGGCAAAAUUGUACUUGCCCUUCAUCUGCGAGACCAAUUGCGAGAGAAUGGCAUCCCUCCUAAUAUCUUCAUUUACAACACAAUAAUGAAAGCAAUGUUCAUGAAAGGAAUGUUCUGGGAAAUUAUUGAUCUGCUUAAGGACAUGUACGUGGAUGGAUGUGAACCUAAUGAAGGAUCUUAUAAACUAUUGAAAGAAGUGAAGUUAAAAGGUUGGAUGAAGGGUUCCCCUCAAGCUUUACAAAUGAUAGUGUUUGUUAUGUUUGGUAAAUUAUCCUGAGAAUGGCUGGUGAAAAUGGGUUCCAUCUCCUCAUCAUGCGACUGAAGAUGCUCUCUCUGAGGAAGAGUUUGGGCUGGAGAUGUGUGCAUCGCUUAUUCGCAUAACUUGACUGCAAUAACUUGUGCUCCAGUUAAAAAUCCCAGAACUACACAUCCUGUGUCACGAGCUGCUGAAGAAUGCAUAUUCAAAGAUUACAAGCGCUCGACUCGGUGAAACAAUCUGCACAUGGAGCAGUAUCCCCGAAAGAUCCCAAGCUGGGGGCAUGCCAUCAUAGCGUUUCAGACGAAAGGGAGGAAGAAAGAAGUCAGCUCAAAUGUAUAAAUGGCUCCUCCAACCCUUGUUUUAUAGCAGGAUGAAGACGUCAGACAUUUUGACAAAGACGCCUCAAGAGGAAGGAACCCCCAAGUUGUCAUCUACAAAGCAACUAAGACUAAAUAAAGAUUAAGGUAAUGAGGUAUCAUCACUGGGAAGCCACAUUGCCUUCUCUGGAGACAAAAAGCCAAUACCCAGCAGCAGCAUUUGAGGGGGCAAGAAUUAGUUACAAG
Messenger RNA from Salvia splendens (bonfire salvia), 3092 nucleotides. Its product is annotated as pentatricopeptide repeat-containing protein At1g63330. The coding region runs from base 400 to 2547 and encodes 715 amino acids. Gene Ontology annotation, molecular function: protein binding; mRNA binding. The record is from RefSeq and is a predicted model, not a curated record. The transcript has 4 exons. Lineage: Eukaryota; Viridiplantae; Streptophyta; Magnoliopsida; Lamiales; Lamiaceae.